Astyanax mexicanus (Mexican tetra) is the source of this 537-nucleotide messenger RNA. Its product is annotated as protein FAM133B-like. Bases 90 to 446 code for a protein of 118 amino acids. The transcript has 4 exons. The record is from RefSeq and is a predicted model, not a curated record. NCBI's taxonomy places the organism in Eukaryota, Metazoa, Chordata, Actinopteri, Characiformes, Acestrorhamphidae.
UCUCAGUAGGCUUGUGUCUCAGAGGAGCUCAGAUGACUAAUCAGUCAGCAUGGAUUCGGAUCUAGCUGCAGCUCGUGAUAAAGAGGGAGAUGAUGUGCAGGAGGCUGAAGGCCAGCAGGACCUCAGCUUCUGAAAGCGAAGAGCAGGAUACAAAGAACAGAAAGAGGAAGAAAAAGAGGAAGAACACGGUAAAGAAGAAAAAGAGACGUCUGGACAAGAAGAAAAAGGAAACAUCUGGAAAUCAGCAGCUGGAUAGAGAGAGGGAGGAAGCAGAGAGAGAAAAAGGGAGAUCCAAGCUUUUUCCAGAUGACCCAGGGCGGAAUGGCCUGAUGGAAGGGGCGGGGUCCUCUAGUCCUAGGGGCGAAGGCAGGUUGAGAGGUGGAGCUUAUGCCUCAACCAAUCCAGACGCUAAGUCAACACGUAGGACCAGAGAGGAGUCUUCGUAAAAAAUAGUGAACGAGCAGGAAUUAUGAUCUGCUAAUUAUUACACAAAUGGUGUUUCUUCUUAAUAAACAGAGGAAGAUGCUUAAGUUCUAA